Molecule: messenger RNA, 2918 nt
Organism: Colossoma macropomum (tambaqui)
Lineage: Eukaryota; Metazoa; Chordata; Actinopteri; Characiformes; Serrasalmidae
Gene: foxo6b
Product: forkhead box O6 b
Exons: 2
Coding region: 1-2172 (723 amino acids)
Biological process (GO): regulation of transcription by RNA polymerase II
Cellular component (GO): nucleus
Molecular function (GO): DNA-binding transcription factor activity, RNA polymerase II-specific; RNA polymerase II cis-regulatory region sequence-specific DNA binding
Source: RefSeq, a predicted model, not a curated record
AUGCUGAUGAUGAUGGAGCACAGCGGUAUGGAGGCGCAUCAGGUUGGACGCGACGCCGUGGACCACAGCGAGGCGCGCGCCCGUCCGCGCGCCUGCACCUGGCCGCCGCCACCGCCGCCGUGUCCGGACGGAGGAGGAGGAGGAACCGCGGGAGCAGGAGUAGUGGGAGUUGUCGGGUCUCACGCGAAAGCGCGCCUGAAAGCGGAGCCGCACGACGCGCCCGCGUGCCGCGCUGAGAGGGCCGGCGGGGGCGCGCCGCUCGAGCUCGAGCUCAAGCACCCUGCCGGCGCGCCGGCGCCCGCCUGCCUGUCCGCCGCGCUCGACGUGGCCGGCCAGCUGCGCAAAGCCAAGUCGUCGCGGCGGAACGCGUGGGGCAACCAGUCGUACGCGGACCUGAUCACGCGCGCCAUCGAGAGCACGCCCGAGAAGCGGCUCACGCUCUCGCAGAUCUACGACUGGAUGGUGCGCUUCGUGCCGUAUUUCAAGGAUAAAGGGGACAGCAACAGCUCGGCCGGCUGGAAGAACUCCAUUCGCCAUAACCUGUCCCUGCACACUAGGUUCAUCCGUGUGCAGAAUGAGGGAACGGGCAAGAGUUCCUGGUGGAUGCUGAACCCAGAAGGUGGAAAGAUGGGCAAAGGCCCUCGCCGGCGAGCCGCCUCCAUGGACAACGGCACCAAGUACCUGAAGAGCCGAGGUCGUAUCAGCCGCAAGAGAGCUGGGGGGAUGGGCCGAGGGCUCGGCGCCGGACCAGGGAUACAGGGAUCCCCGGAGCAUGGUAGCCCAGCUGGGAAGGGGGGCUUGGGGGUUGGGAGCGAGGAGUUUGAUGCCUGGACGGACCUCCACUCCAGAACCAGCUCUUCCGCAUCCACGCUGAGUGGCUGUCUGUCACCUAUCAUGGCUGAAGCAGAGCCAGAUGAACCAGAAGAGGGAGGGCUGUCAUGUUCGGCUUCCCCGCAUCUCUAUCCAAGCCCCACCAGUACCAGAUCACCUGCCCUGGGCACUGGGGGCCACUGUCCUUCCGUGGAGCUCCCCCAGUUGGCAGAUCUCACAGGAGCCAUCAGCUUGGAAGAAGGCUUCUCUCAGCCGCCACAGCUCAAAUGCAAUGGGUACCAUUAUGGCCCAGCACCCAAAGGGGAGACCUCCUACUGUGGGACUGUCUAUGGUCAGGCUUCAAUGGGCAUGCUAAGGCACCAUGCCCCCAUGCAGACCAUCCAGGAAAACAAGCCAACCAGCUUCCAGCACUCUCUAAGGGCUUACUCAGAGAACAAUGCUCUGGAGAGCCUGUUAGCUGGCGGGCCACAGUACUGUGGGAAGGACUUGGUGGUGGGGCAAGGAGGGACAUCCCAUUCUCUAAUGUCGCAGUCUAACAGUGCCGUACACUCUCACGGCCACAAUCAGAACCGCGGUCACAAUCACAGCCAGAAUCCCAAUCCCAAUCAAGGCCUUCACAAUGACCAUGAGCAGAACUCAAGCCUCCAUCACAACCACAAUUCCAGCAAGCACCACCCAAGUCUCGACUACAACCACGGAGCCAAGCACCACCCCAGACAUGACUACGGCCAACCUCACGAGCACAACCAUAAGCUUGACCCCAGCCCGAAUGCAAACCACAUGCACAGCCAUAUGCAGCACAGACAGUCAUCCCUCUCUCCCAGGGUCAACAGUGAUAUGCUGCAACCCUACAACCACAAAUCCUCCAAUCUUUACGGCCCUCGUGCCCACCUACCGUCCACUUCCCUGCCCCCUAAUCCUGCCAGCGUCAUGGAUGUGCCCCAGGACCCCUGUCACCUGGCCUCCGCGCCUCAACCCCGCCACCAGCCCUACCCAGGCGCUCAUCACCACCAGGGCAUGACGGAACCUUGGCAAGGGUACUACCACCACCCUUCCCAGAAUUCGAAUUACCACAGCAGCCACCAUCCUGGCCACCACCAGCCUCCUGCGAGCCGACUCCAGCAGCCAGAGAUGGAGAUGGAUGUCCAUCAUGGCAGUCUGGACUGUGAUGUGGAAUCUAUUCUCCUCAACGACUUCAUGGGCUCUACCGAGGGAAUGGACUACAACUACGACGGAUCGCUUUCGCAGGGUGUCGGCAUGGGGAUUGGCCUGGGAAUGGGUAUGGGGGUUUUCGCAGGACCCCCACAGUCACAUAACAGCCAGAGCUGGGUGCCUGGGUAAAGUUACUGUGUCUGGGAGGGGGACAAAGACACUAACGAGAAAACUUCACCCAUAGAGCCUUGCAAGAGGGUGCUGAUCAGGUCAGGACUGAUAUGACUGUGAUAUACCUUUGCUCAGAGAGCCAAACAGGACAAAAACGUCGUUUUAAGGACGUACAGUUGAUGGUGUCAGUGCAGUCAUUUUGGACGUAGAUUUCCCUCCCCUCUCCCUCUCUUUGUGUUUCUCUGCUGUGGAUUAGUGUAAUGGCGUCCCUUCAAACCCAGUGCUGUCCUCUCUCCUGUCCUUCAGUUUGUUCUCUAUCCAUCACCUUCAUCUCCCUCUGGUCAAAAAGCUCUCAAGCACUUUACAUCCAUCUCCAUUCAUUCAGAUGCAGUAUCGGCCACCCUGCAACCUGGGGGGAAUCGAAUUGUCCGCUGGCCUGGGUUUAAUGUAUGCAAACGACUCUGUUAUCCUUCCAGAUCAAAAAAAAAAAAUAGCGUUGGUGUUGUUUUUUUUUUUCUUUCUAACUUGAAUACAGGAUGGAGAAGUAAAUAUCUGUGCUGUCAGGCAGUGUUGUGUUCAUGUUGGUCAGGAAUGUGUUGGACACUUUGAGAGUGUAUGUGCGUGCGAGUGCGUGUUUCAGUGUCGCUUGGGUCAGUGUACAUUCGUCUACCCAUGGAGGUCCGCUGGACGUCCCUUUCUCGUGGGCUAGGACAGUCAUCCAUCAGACUCACUCCAUUGCUAUUCAGCAUCUCCUGUUUAAUCUC